This is a messenger RNA of Condylura cristata (star-nosed mole), 3142 nucleotides long. It is a transcript of the gene ATP12A, whose product is annotated as ATPase, H+/K+ transporting, nongastric, alpha polypeptide. Gene Ontology annotation, biological process: sodium ion export across plasma membrane; intracellular potassium ion homeostasis; proton transmembrane transport. The transcript is spliced from 22 exons. Gene Ontology annotation, cellular component: membrane. Gene Ontology annotation, molecular function: P-type sodium:potassium-exchanging transporter activity; ATP hydrolysis activity; ATP binding. The record is from RefSeq and is a predicted model, not a curated record. Bases 1 to 3102 code for a protein of 1033 amino acids. Lineage: Eukaryota; Metazoa; Chordata; Mammalia; Eulipotyphla; Talpidae.
AUGGAGAAUGCAGACAAAGGGGAUGGCAAGGAGAAGUACAGGGGCCUGAAGAACAACUGUCGGGAACUCGGAAAGAAUCACUCAAAAGAAGAACUCAAGAAAGAAUUAGAUCUGGAUGAUCACAAACUCAGCAGCAAGGAAUUGGAAAAGAAAUACAGUACAAACAUUGUUAUGGGUCUCUCUGGCGCUCAAGCUGCUGAGCGUCUAGCUAAAGAUGGGCCCAACGUCCUCACACCACCCAAGAAAACCUCAGAGAUGGUCAAGUUCAUGAAGCAAAUGAUGGGGGGCUUCUCCAUCCUUCUGUGGAUAGGUGCCAUCCUGUGUUGGAUCGCCUUUGGGAUUCAGUACUCUGAAGACCCAUCUACAUCCUUCGACAAUCUGUACUUGGGAGCUGUACUGGUCCUGGUUGUUAUUUUAACAGGGAUCUUUGCAUACUACCAAGAGGCAAAAAGCACCAACAUUAUGGCCAGCUUCAGCAAGAUGAUUCCACAACAAGCUCUGGUCAUCCGAGAUUCAGAGAAGAAGACCAUCCCAGCAGAACAGCUGGUGGUGGGAGACAUAGUAGAGAUAAAAGGAGGGGACCGGAUCCCAGCUGACAUCAGGCUACUGUCUGCUCAAGGGUGUAAGGUGGAUAACUCCUCUCUCACUGGGGAAUCUGAGCCCCAAUCCCGCUGCUGUGAGUUCACCCACGAAAGUCCUUUGGAGACCAAGAACAUUGGCUUCUAUUCCACAACCUGUCUGGAAGGUGAGACCUGGAAGAACUUGUCUUCUUCUCCUGCAGGUACUGCAACUGGCAUGGUCAUCAACACGGGUGACCAUACCAUCAUUGGUCAGAUCGCUUCCCUCGCUUCUGGUGUUGGAAACGAGAAGACACCUAUUGCCAUCGAGAUUGAGCACUUUGUCCAUAUUGUGGCAGGAGUGGCUGUUGCCAUUGGUGUCCUUUUUUUCAUCAUCGCGGUGUCCAUGAAGUAUCGGGUCCUGCAAUCCAUCAUCUUUCUUGUUGGCAUCAUCGUAGCCAAUGUGCCCGAGGGCCUUCUGGCCACUGUCACUGUCACUCUGUCACUGACAGCAAAACGGAUGGCCAAGAAGAAUUGCCUGGUGAAGAACCUGGAGGCAGUGGAGACCCUGGGCUCCACCUCCAUCAUUUGCUCAGACAAGACUGGCACUCUGACCCAGAAUAGGAUGACCGUGGCCCAUCUGUGGUUUGAUAAUCAGAUCUUUAUGGCUGACACCAGUGAGGACCAUUCAAAUCAAAUCUUUGAUCAAAGCUCUGGAACCUGGACAUCCUUAUCAAAGAUCAUAACGUUGUGUAACCGAGCUGAAUUCAAGUCAGGACAGGAGAGUGUCCCCAUCAUGAAGAAAGUUGUGGUUGGAGAUGCCUCAGAAACUGCUCUCUUGAAAUUCUCAGAGGUCAUUUUGGGAGAUGUGAUGGAAAUUAGGAAACGGAAUCGCAAAGUAGCUGAGAUCCCUUUUAACUCAACCAACAAAUUUCAGCUCUCCAUCCAUGAAACUGACGACCCCAAUGACCAGCGCUUCCUCCUAGUGAUGAAAGGGGCCCCCGAGCGGAUUUUAGAAAAGUGCAGCACCAUUAUGAUCAAUGGCCAAGAGCAGCCUCUGGACAGGAACACCACUGAGGCCUUCCAUACAGCCUACAUGGAGCUAGGGGGCCUCGGGGAGCGCGUGCUGGGUUUUUGCCAUCGCUACCUACCAGCAGAUGAGUUUCCAGAAACUUAUUCAUUUGAUGUAGAUAACAUGAAUUUUCCUACUUCCAACCUCUGUUUUGUGGGACUCAUGUCACUGAUUGAUCCCCCACGGUCCACAGUACCUGAUGCAGUCACUAAGUGCCGGAGUGCAGGAAUUAAGGUUAUUAUGGUCACAGGUGAUCAUCCAAUAACAGCCAAAGCCAUUGCCAAGAGUGUAGGUAUCAUUUCAGCCAACAGCGAGACAGUGGAAGACAUUGCAAAACGUCUCAACAUUGCUGUGGAGCAAGUUAACAAGCGGGAUGCCAAAGCUGCAGUAGUAACUGGUAUGGAGCUGAAGGACAUGAGCCCAGAGCAGCUAGAUGAUCUCCUGACCAACUAUUCGGAGAUUGUCUUUGCCCGGACAUCACCCCAGCAGAAGCUAAUCAUUGUGGAGGGCUGUCAGAGACAGGAUGCCGUUGUUGCUGUGACAGGAGAUGGAGUGAACGACUCGCCAGCUCUGAAGAAGGCAGAUAUAGGGAUUGCCAUGGGCAUAGCAGGCUCAGAUGCAGCCAAAAAUGCAGCCGACAUGGUUUUGCUGGAUGACAACUUCGCAUCCAUUGUCACAGGGGUAGAAGAAGGUCGCCUGAUCUUUGACAACCUAAAGAAAACUAUCGCAUACACCCUGACCAAGAAUACCGCCGAACUGUGCCCCUUCCUGAUCUACAUUAUGGCUGGGCUGCCCUUGCCCAUUGGCACCAUCACCACCCUGUGUAUUGACUUGGGCACGGACAUAAUUCCUUCCAUUGCCUUGGCUUAUGAGAAGGCAGAAAGUGACAUCAUGAAUAGGAAGCCUCGCCACAAGAAAAAAGACAGACUGGUGAACCAGCAGCUUGUCACAUACGCCUACUUGCACAUUGGUCUGAUGCAGGCCCUGGGAGCCUUUGUGGUAUAUUUCACUGUGUAUGCGCAGGAGGGCUUCCGCCCCAGUACCCUCCUAAACCUGCGGGUGAAGUGGGAAGAUGACACCGUGAAUGACUUGGAAGACAGCUAUGGGCAGGAAUGGACCAGGCAUCAGAGGCGAUACUUGGAAUGGACAAGCUACACGGCUUUCUUUGUUGCCAUCAUGGUCCAGCAAAUAGCUGAUCUGAUCAUCAGGAAAACCCGAAGGAAUUCCAUUUUACAGCAGGGCCUCUUCAGAAAUAAAGUCAUCUGGGUGGGAAUUGCCUCACAGGUCAUCAUUGCAUUAAUCCUCUCCUAUGGCUUGGGAAGCAUCAAGGCCCUGAAUUUCACUAUGAUCAGGCCUCAGUAUUGGUUUGUGGCUGUGCCACACGCCAUCCUGAUUUGGGUGUAUGAUGAGAUGCGAAAACUUUUGAUCAGAAGGUACCCAGGCAGCUGGUGGGACAAGAACAUGUAUACUUAAGACCACCUGACUUCUUCACCCUCCCAGCUGCACAUUGGGG